UGCGGCAGUCGUGCUCUACAUAUCAGCCAGCAUGGAGGCCGAAGAGUCCGAUAAGACAGCCACGGAACAAGACCUGCUGGAAGAGACAGACCAGAAACUAGAGGUGGAGGAGGAGCAGGAGGAAUCCGAAGAAACAGCUCGUGGAGGCAAGAGGCGGGUAGUACCAGGUAUUGUGUACUUGGGCCACAUCCCGCCGCGUUUCCGGCCAUUGCACGUCCGCAACCUUCUCAGCUCCUACGGUGAAGUUGGACGAGUUUUCUUUCAGGCUGAGGACAGGUUCGUGAAACGGAAGAAGAAGGCAGCAGCGGCCACGGGAGGAAAAAAGGGGUCAUACAGCAAGGACUACACCGAGGGCUGGGUGGAGUUCCGGGACAAGCGGGUAGCCAAGCGCGUCGCAGCCAGUCUACACAACACGCCUAUGGGUGCCCGUAGGCGUAGCCCCUUCCGUUAUGACUUAUGGAACCUCAAGUAUUUGCACCGUUUCACCUGGUCCCACCUCAGUGAGCACCUUGCCUUUGAGCGCCAGGUGCGCCGGCAGCGCCUUAGAGCAGAAGUUGCUCAGGCCAAGCGUGAGACUGACUUCUAUCUUCGAAGUGUGGAGAAGGGACAGCGUUUCCUUGCAUCUGAUGGGGAUCCUGGCCGCCCAGAUGGCUCUUGGGCAUUUGCCCAGCGUCCUACUGAGCAGGAGCUGAGGGCCCGGAAAGCAGCCCGGCCAGGAGGGCGUGAACGGGCUCGCCUGGCUACUGCCCAGGACCAGGCCCGCUCCAACCGAGGGCUCCUUGCCAAAAUCUUUGGAGCUUCACCACCCUCAGAGACCAUAGAGGGACCCUCCCUGGGUAGAGACUCCUGAGGGAUAGGUAGGCUCAUUUCAUCUCCUGGCCUUGCCCUGUUUUCUGUCUACCUCAUACUAGAGUGAUAAUGACUCCCGGGCAGAUAUUUUAUUGUGUUUUUCAUAUGAGGAGGCUCUGGUGAGGGCUUAGAUGUGGAAGUUUUGUGAGCUUCCCCUCUCUCCCAUCUAACUCCUGUACAUUCUUGGCUGAGUCACCUAAUUCAUAAUUCAUACUAGUAUGAUUAUGACUAUUUCAGAUGCCUGUUUUGGUUUGUUUGGCUUUUGGCUGUUUGCCCACAGCCCAAUGGGUACCCCUAAAAAUCCCACUUCUUGGCCCCAGGAAGAACCUUUAUUUGCAACUAGAGUGAUAAUGCCUUGUCCAGGCAAUAUUGUUCAAUUUAGCAACUACAGGUAUAGCAUAAGGCAGCAAUAGCAUCCUUUUUAUUUAAGAAAAGUUAACAGGUACAGGAUUUAAUGGGAUGAGACUGGGUUGGGAACCACUUUCCAAAUGUAUUUAUAGAAAAGAAAAUAACAUUUUUAUAUGAUUCUUUUAGUUUCAUGAUGAGGGGUCAUUGGACAAGUUUCAGUUUUCAUUUCCUUGUGUUCUAUUCCCCUUCACUUCAUCUCCUAGACCUAAGAGUUCUCCAUUUAACCUGGAGUUUUUCUUUUUUUUCCUGUUUCUGUCUUUAAUUUUCUUUUAUCAGUCAGUUAUCUAAUUCAGCAUUUACUAAGCCACUGUGUCAGGAAACAAUUUGUCAAUAGGUGAUAACACAUGGACCGUGGCAUUAAUAGUCUUAUAGGCUACUAGAAUAGAUAGGCAUCAUGGUGCAUGCAUGUAAGAGGUGAACUGGGAGCUGUAGUACGGCAUGGAGUACUCUCAUUAUGAACCUGAUUCAUGGUCACAGUCUAUUAGAAUUGAGUCAGUCCUUAUCAAGGUUUCUAAGUCAUUCCUGGAAUAUGAACAGGGAGAAUGACAGCAGAAUUUUGAAACAGAAUUUUUGAAACAGCCCAUUGUGCUCCUACAAUUGCAAAUAAUGCUUCAUGGAUGGACUGUUGGGUUGGAACCAUUGUAAAGGUGGGCAAAGCCUAGGAGGGAAGUCAGUCAGGAACAAAUGCCUGUUAGGUGCAUUUAUGUGUGUUGGGGCUUUGACAAGGGAGGGUUUACAAACAGGCAUGGCAGAGCAACCCUAGGUGCUUCAAAGAAACAGUGUAAAUCACUAAGAGGAACUAAAAAUCUGGAUGUCACAAUAAUCUAAAAAAUCAAAACACAGUCCCAUGUAGAUUAACACUGAUCAUCAUCCACCCUGUUAACUUCAGGAUACUUCCUGAAGUGCAGUUCCAGAGUAUGAUUAUUAUUUAGGUUUUGCUUGUCUCUUAGUUAUUUGCUUGCUUGUUUUUGUUUUUUUCUCCUUGGUGUGCUCACCCAUCUGUUUUUGGGGGGAGGAGUGGAUUUAUCCACUUCAGCUAUAAAGUAUCCCAGUCACAUUAUGAUCUUAACUUGGUAGGUGCAUUUUCUCAGGAAAAAUAAAGGUGACCAUACAGUAAAGCUUGGUAUAACAUUUUCCCCAACCUAUAUACCUCUCAUACUCAGCACACAAACUAUAUCUCUACUUCUUAGGAACUUAAUAUCUUUGUUUCGGUAUUCAUUUCUUGUGGGUUUGUUUCACGUGGAUUGUUUCCUCAGCUCAUGAUGUCAAAAUGAACGAGAAAAGUCCAAAGUCAGAAUUUGAUAAGCUAGCAUACUUAUUAUUCAGAAUGCCAAGUAUCUAUUGCUACCUCUGCUAACUACAGAGCUAGCAAGGUGAAGAAACAUUUCUUUCCCUCAAGUUGCUUAUAGUUUAGAAAAUACAACAGUUACAUUAGAGUUUCAUAAGACUUUUUUGAAUUAGGAAAAGAAUUGUGUUCCCAGGUUGGGCUGUGUUAGGUAUUAAUUGUUCAAUUCUAGGGUCAGCAUCUCAGCUUCCGUCUAAAAUAAUUAUGCACAAAGAACUUAACCCUGCAACCAGGCAACCUAAGUAGUCACGGGCAGAGUAAGGAAUAAGAAUAAAUGGGGGGAAAAAUAUUCCCAGGAACUUUCAUCUUGAUUCCCCUUUUGAGGGCAGGAAAAUGAUUCCUUUUUUAUGGUCACAAUUUUGUUUCCAUUUAA
Otolemur garnettii (small-eared galago) is the source of this 2975-nucleotide messenger RNA. RefSeq names its product activator of basal transcription 1 (gene ABT1). Gene Ontology annotation, cellular component: nucleolus. Lineage: Eukaryota; Metazoa; Chordata; Mammalia; Primates; Galagidae. The transcript is spliced from 3 exons. Gene Ontology annotation, biological process: small-subunit processome assembly; endonucleolytic cleavage to generate mature 5'-end of SSU-rRNA from (SSU-rRNA, 5.8S rRNA, LSU-rRNA); endonucleolytic cleavage in 5'-ETS of tricistronic rRNA transcript (SSU-rRNA, 5.8S rRNA, LSU-rRNA). The record is from RefSeq and is a predicted model, not a curated record. Bases 32 to 850 code for a protein of 272 amino acids. Gene Ontology annotation, molecular function: RNA binding.